AGGAUUUUUGGGAGGGAUUUCCUUUUUUUGUUGCGUUGUUCCUUGUAUUGAUCGAGACCUCGCAUUUUUUCGGAUCUCUUUUCUCUUUUCGGCGUUGGAGUUUAGGAUUAGGGCUCACUCAUUUGGAGUUUUCUUCGUUUGGGCUCAUCUGGUGGGCAGAGAUCUCGAUUUGGAAGCUUCACGGUUCGCUCUUUUCUUGGGCCUCCGGCCGGAUUUGUCGGGUCUCCUGGGUUGAUUUGAGGAGUAUUACGGCGCGGAUUCGGGGAGGAACGGCGUUAUGCGAGGCGAAAGAAGGAAAAGUUUGGAUCUUAAUGGAUUUCGACGCCUUAGUGGAGGUCAGGGUUCAUGUCUAGCAUCUCGAGGUAUCUAAGGGUCGCUUCUUAGCAGGCCCUUUUUGGACGCUCGAAGAAUUCGGAGGCUGUUGUGCGCGACUUCUAAGAUAUAUCAUCGUCGCUUUGGUUCUGAAUCAUUUGGCGGCUGUCAAUCGUCGAGGUUUGGAUUUCUGGAGAAGUUUGAAUUACAGAUUACGGUAAAAAGGGAGAUUCUUUUCUUUUGAGAUCGUCGCCACUACGAGUGUUCAAAAUAUUUGCUCGACGACUUUUGUCGACUUCCUGAACUGAUUUCCGACUCGGGGGUGCGAAGAGGCUCUUUGAAGUUUGCUAGGGUUUUUGUCAUCUGAUUUGAGAGUUCAAAGAGUGUGUUACUGUACUAGAUCCACUUUUUCUUGUCGGUUUCCUUGCGAAAAAAGCAGUGGGAUCGACGAACAGUGGAGUAUUCAGGAACACAGUGAACGGGGUGGCGCUGAACAGGGAAAAAAGAUGUAUUUCUGCGGUUGGUCAAAGUGACUGCACCUCGUUUCAUCCGGGUAGGUCAAAAGUGUCUUUUUCUCGUGAUUGCUUUAAACACCGGAAACGACAGUUGGUGUGGGUUCAGAUCCAUGUUAUCUGCGUUCGCCUGGUCGAAUCAGUGUAUUAGUGAAGGCAAAGACACCUUUUCUUCUUCUGCUUCCUCUAUCUUCUCCGUUGCGACUCUGACGAACAGUUCUGCCUUCUGAGAUGAUGCUAUGAGGGCAAACGCCUAGUCAGGAAGGUUUCGCUCUAAUUUAGAGGAGAGAUGAGUUCCAGCCAGCAGCACAAGCGGGGGAAAGCCGCUAAGGGCCUCGAUGCUUCUGAGAAGGUUGUUGUUGCGGUCAAGGCCUCGAAAGAAAUCCCGAAGACAGCCCUUGUAUGGGCUUUAACGCAUGUUGUUCAGCCUGGUGAUUGCAUAAUGCUUUUGGUUGUGGUUCCACCCCACAGUUCUGGUAGAAAACUAUGGGGUUUCCCAAGAUUUGCUGGGGACUGCGCCAGUGGCCACAGGAAGUCCCAAUCUGGUACUGCUUUGGAACAGAAAUCUGAUAUAACUGAUUCUUGUUCUCAAAUGAUGUUGCAACUUCAUGACAUUUAUGAUUCAAAUAAGAUAAGUGUCAAGAUAAAGACUGUUUCUGGAUCACCUUCUGGUGCAGUGGCUGCGGAGUCCAGACGAGUUCUGGCAAGCUGGGUUGUACUGGACAAACAGCUCAAGCAUGAAGAGAAGCAUUGCAUUGAUGAACUACAAUGCAACAUAGUGGUUAUGAAGCGUUCUCAACCUAAAGUUCUUCGAUUGAAUUUAGUAGGAUCCCAUGAAGCAGAGCCCCAGUUUCCUCGUCAAUUGCCUUCUGAGUUAGAUACGCCAAAGAUUUCUAAUGACACAAAAGAUUCUCAAAAUUCUAUCAGAGGUCCAGCUGUGACGCCAACUAGUAGUCCCGAAGUGGAGACAUCAUUUACUACGACUGAAGCUGGGACAUUCUCAGUGUCAAGCUCAGAUCCUGGAACUUCCCCAUUUUUUGCCACCGAAACAAUUGGUGCCAUUAAGAAAGAGGAGCAUGUAAGUGCAAAAGAAAUCAGGAAUUUAGAUUUAUCUACCUCUGAUUCUGACAGUGGGUGUUCAAGUCCUGCACGAACAAAUUUUCAGCCAUGGAUGGCUGAUAUUUUUGGCAGUGCCCGCCCGUCUUCAAAAGAGAUUCAAGAAGUAUCGCAAGCACUUGAUACCAAGGCCCGUAUAUCUACAGCCAAAGCCCUGUUGGAUAAAUUUUCUAAGUUGGAUAGAGAAGCUGGAAUUGGUUCUCUGAGUUACAGAUCAGAAAUAAACUUCAGUGGGAAUGUCAGAGAAGCAAUUUCUCUAUCUAGAAAUGCACCUCCAGGACCACCUCCUCUAUGUUCAAUAUGUCAGCACAAGGCACCUGUGUUCGGAAAGCCUCCUAGGUGGUUCAGCUAUUCAGAACUGGAACUUGCUACUGGUGGAUUUUCCCAGGCAAACUUCUUGGCUGAGGGUGGAUUUGGAUCUGUGCAUCGAGGUGUCCUACCAGAUGGUCAAGCAAUUGCGGUCAAGCAACAUAAACUUGCUAGCUCCCAGGGUGAUCAAGAAUUCUGCUCGGAGGUAGAAGUUCUAAGCUGUGCACAACAUCGCAAUGUUGUGAUGUUAAUCGGAUUCUGUGUUGAAGACAGGAGAAGGUUGCUGGUUUAUGAAUAUAUUUGCAAUGGCUCUUUGGAUGCUCAUCUUUAUGGUCGUAGUAGAGAACCACUAGAAUGGUCUGCUAGGCAAAAGAUCGCUGUAGGAGCUGCUCGGGGUUUGAGGUAUCUUCACGAGGAAUGCAGAGUUGGUUGCAUAGUUCACAGGGACAUGAGACCAAAUAAUAUUCUUAUAACCCAUGAUUUUGAACCAUUGGUUGGUGAUUUUGGCUUAGCAAGAUGGCAGCCUGAUGGUGACCUUGGCGUGGAAACAAGAGUAAUAGGCACCUUUGGAUAUCUAGCUCCAGAAUAUGCUCAAAGCGGGCAAAUUACAGAAAAAGCUGAUGUAUAUUCCUUUGGAGUGGUGCUACUGGAGCUUGUCACCGGACGUAAAGCUGUUGAUAUCAAUCGACCAAAGGGCCAGCAGUGCCUGACCGAAUGGGCUCGCCCUUUGCUUGAAGAAUAUGCGAUCGAUGAGCUUGUAGAUCCACGCUUGGGGAACCACUAUGCCGAACAUGAGGUGUACUGCAUGUUGCAUGCAGCAUCAUUUUGCAUUAGACGCGAUCCUCAUGCCAGGCCUCGGAUGUCUCAGGUUCUUAGGAUACUGGAGGGUGACAUGAUUAUGGAUUCAAGUUACACUUUGUCCCCUGGAUAUGCCAACGGAAACAAGAGCGGACGGAUGUGGCCUGAGCAGCAGCAGCAGCAGCAACAACACAGCAGUCCGAUCCGGAAACAGGCUUCAGAGGUUUUGGCUGGGAAAAAAUCUUACGAGGCACUACGGACGGCCUGGGAAAGAGAGAGGGAGAGUAUCAUGCGAAGAUGUUGAUGCCGAAAGAAGAAUAUAUAUGCUUAUAGAUUUCCAUGCGCAUUGUGUAUUCUCCUAGUUUCCUCUUUCCUCCUCUUUUUCCUGUUGCUGCAUUUUUCACCACUCUGUUGCCGUUACAUUAUUAGGCUGUAAUUUAUAUGUCAGUGCACUUAAUUAGGUUGGUCUUUCUUGAGAAAAGUUAGGCUAUUGGAGAGCCAUGUUUUAUGUCUA
This is a messenger RNA of Musa acuminata AAA Group (dessert banana), 3561 nucleotides long. Its product is annotated as inactive protein kinase SELMODRAFT_444075-like. Gene Ontology annotation, molecular function: protein kinase activity; ATP binding. The record is from RefSeq and is a predicted model, not a curated record. Gene Ontology annotation, biological process: protein phosphorylation. The transcript is spliced from 10 exons. The coding region runs from base 1114 to 3351 and encodes 745 amino acids. Lineage: Eukaryota; Viridiplantae; Streptophyta; Magnoliopsida; Zingiberales; Musaceae.